Hyposmocoma kahamanoa is the source of this 6337-nucleotide messenger RNA. RefSeq names its product rotatin-like. NCBI's taxonomy places the organism in Eukaryota, Metazoa, Arthropoda, Insecta, Lepidoptera, Cosmopterigidae. Gene Ontology annotation, cellular component: centriole; ciliary basal body; centrosome. The transcript is spliced from 33 exons. Gene Ontology annotation, biological process: centriole-centriole cohesion; centriole replication; ciliary basal body organization. Bases 1 to 6099 code for a protein of 2032 amino acids. The record is from RefSeq and is a predicted model, not a curated record.
AUGUGUUCUACUGAAGUUUUGUCUAGUUACAUAAAGAAACUCAGUCAUCCGUUGAAGGAAAUCCGCGAACGGUCUUUGCAGUUGCUUCUUGCAAAGUUACAAUUAGGCUGGGAAUUCGAGGAUGAAUUAGCAAAUACACGCAAACUUUUGGAGUCACUCCUUGCUUGGUUCCACGCUCAUGAGCCGACUUUGCAACAAGAAGCCCUUACUUUGCUUCUUCUAACUAUCAAAACUAAAUCAGGCAAUUACAUAGCGAAAGAAUUGGGAAUAAAGGAGAUACUGUUGACCUUGGAUAAAGCAAAAAUGAAGAUUGUACCAGAGGCAAUGGAAACAUACUAUGAUGUAAUAGAUACACUGCGAUUCUUGAGUACUAUUGAAUCGGAGAUUAGCAUUGUUCCUCAACUAUCACUGCAGUCUCUUGGAAGUUCAGAAAGCGAAGGGAGCUCCAGUAGUGGUUACUAUAAUUUAGGCCCUAAUUUCCAGUCUUCUAAGGAGCCAUCAGAAUCAAAUAAUGACAUUGAAGCCAAUAGACGUAAUACGUGUCAGUCUACAGACGGUGUGAAAGUACUACUCUUCCCUUGGGUUGAUCUGUGUGUUUCUGACUCCAAAACUAUGCUGUUGGUUGAAGAUGCCCUAAAACUUCUCAAGUCAACCCGUAGAUGUUGCAGAUUUAUUAGGGAUGUCUUCUUGCGAGACUUCCCUGCGGAAAUAUUUUUGAAUAGACCAGCUAUUGUGAAGAGUCUAAUAACAAUAGCAGACGGCGGGAACACUGGUCGUCCAGAAGAAGCUUUGCAGGUUCUUCUGAGCAUUACACAAGCAUUGCGAGCGCGCAUUUUACAGCUUUCUAGUUUAGAGUUAAUUCAUGAAGCUGUUAAGAGCACAACAGACUAUCGAGAUUCAACAGACAGAGUGAAUUUAGAACUAGAGCAACUACGAGAUGGCUCGAAUGAUUUACAAAUUGAAGAAGAUGGCUUAGCAGCGUUGAAACAGAUUCCCGCGCCAAUAUACGCACUGGAUACGUUACUCGCUGUGCUCACUAUCAUGGCUAGGAAUGUCGCUCUAGUCGAACCAGAUAAUUUGAGUGACUGUUUAAAUUUGAAAGAGAUCAACAUUUCCCUGAUUUUAGUUGAAAAUCAGGUUUCUCUAUUGAUGGACUGUAUAGAGGAUACAUUUUGGUGCAUAGAGCACAAAUCUAAAACUUUGAGGGACAUAGCACAUAAGAGCUGUAUGGUCAUGCGUUUGUUAGGCGAUCUUUUGAUGAAGUACAAAAAGUUAUUUCUCGACGAUUUAAGUAAAAACCACUACCGAGUCGCAUGGCUGCGCCUAGUCGCCUGUGCAGAGAGGCUGUUGCACUGGGCUCGGGACUCCGCCAUGCCCCCUUCGACUUUAGUGGUCGCCCUACAGUCAGCGCAGCUCGACCCAGCAUUGGAAAUGUUAUACCCUGAGCUUAGCAUGAAAAUAAGUGCUAGUUUACAGAACUCAAGGACUCAAGUAGAUCAAGAAUAUAAAACGAAAUAUAGAGAACUCCAAAAACUAUAUGCUAGUAUGGACGAUGCAGCUCAAUUUAUGAAGAAUAAAAAUAGUUGCCGGGAUAGUAAAACCGUAUUAAUACUAAUCAAGAAUUCCCUUCCCGUAUUAGAGUUGCAUCUUAGAGAAACGUAUUUGAAUGAUGUAUGUACUGUUUUGCUAAAGAAGACGAAGUAUUUUGAUAUGAACGAUGAAGAUUGGUCGAUAUCUCGACACAUAGCAUUGAAUUUGAUGGCCAAUAGUAUUGAAUGGGUACAAGGAAAAUUCUACAGGUUGAUGGCAGACAUGGUCCGAUCGGUUCUUGUUGGAGACGAAAUGACACAAACUGAUAACGAGAAAUGUCUAACAUUGCUGUGUGAUGUUGGAUUAUUGACUGAGAUCUGCUGUCAUGGACUUAGUUCUACUUUGAAAGAGGUGGAAGCUAGCGCGUCUGACAUAAUGCUGUACUUGCUUAGAGGCCGAUUGGUGCUAAGCGAGGCAUGUUGGUGGCGGCUGCUGGCUAGCCUACUACCGGUUUUGCCAUUGCUGCAAGUAUAUGCUGCUCAUGAUACGCAGUUAGGUCUAGCAAUCUGCAAGUCUCUUCAACCCGACAUAGCUGAGUGCAUGGGCGUGUCUAUGACCGAGGUCACUAUGGGACUAGUGCGAUUGCUGUUCGUCAAAUGUCCUGCUGUACAAAUGGACGCGGCGCAUUUGUUAUGCAGGUUGCUUGAUGAUGAAAGGUAUUUGCCCCCAAAAGAAUCUUUACGAACUGACGUUUUGAUGACCGCAUUAGGGAGGUUGGAGCCACAGGAUUUCAAUGUCGACAGUUCCACUCCUGUGACGAAACACCCACAGACCACAGGCCUAAUACAAAUACUUGAUGUACUAAAACAAGAUCUAGUACUGGAUGAACUUGGAGAAGACUUUUUGACACGUUCAAGUUUAGUACCAUUUGUAGAGCCUUCAUUGCGCAGGAGCACAUUACAGCAAUUGUCCGUGAUGCUACGGCAAGUGGAGCUCCAUGAUACCUUUUUGAAUUGUGACGGAUUGAGGAUAAUUGUUGCUAUAUUAAGAAUCUCAAUGUUGGUGGACGACUACCUAGCAUUCCCCGAAUGCGCGAUCAGCUGCGUGUCUAUUAUAAAUAGCGUUUGUUUCAUGAGUAGACACGCUUUGGCCAAAAUAAAUGAUUUAACCGCACUUUUGCUAAGAGUGAUCCUUGUCUUCCCUGCGAACGAGUCAGCGGUUUUAAUGUCAUCACAGAUCCUAUCUCUAAUAGCAUGGUCUGGAUUCGCGCUACAAGAGCUGGACGCAUCGCGACGCCGGAUACCGGCGUUGCCACACAGCGUUACGGAAAGAACCAAUUUACCCUUUAUUGUUAACAGUUAUUGGAAGACUAGUUGUAAUGCGGAACAUUCUUCUAUGGAAUGGCUACUAUCGAAUGAAGAGUGGCGGUCAGCCAUCAGAGUUCGCUGGUGGUGCGCAUUUGAAGGGAGCACUCGUGUAUUAAGAGAUGCGCCUAUUCCCCCCGCGCCCCUUUCACUCCGUCCUACCAGUAAAGAUCUUGCGGCAUUACGUGCUGCCUGCCCUUGUUUUUCCAGUGCAAAAGCCUUGAUGAAUUUAGAGAACGCUACAUCGCAUAGACAAGUUAAUGAUGCACUUAACACUUUGGAAAGUUACACGCACCUGCUACAACUAUCGUCAGUGAAUAUCCGAGAGUUUGGUUCCCUUCCAUGGCAACAUAUGCGGCGAUUUCUUCACGCGCCGCCAGCAUCAUCCAGAGACACUACAUUACUCGUCACUUUACUGAACUUCAUAAUAUCUUAUAUAAACAAUAUACCGGAUAAUGGAACCUCAAUCGCCUGGAUAAAAACAUAUUUCAUAGGCAACGACGCGUCCGUUAUAUCACUUCUAAGUCGCAACGAAUUAUACCUGGAACAGACUCCACAAGAAAGCAUUGAAGUUACUCAAUUGCACAUUCAUAUAGUCAAAGUUCUCCUUAAAUGCGUUGUUAUAUUGGAAUACCAUAAUGACUAUGAUAGCAACAGGCUGGAAAGUCUAGUGAGGAUCCUACUCACUUGUCUGCAGAAAAUUGAUUUGAAAAAUUUUCAUAUGCUAGGCUAUCUUAACGAGCUGGUACGAUGUAUACGUUACUCUCUUAACUCCCGUUACUGCAAGCUAUCCGAAGAUACCCUAGUGCAAAGCAUGACAGUGUUAACAACGACUCUAGCUGGUUGCGCGGCCGGUGGAGGCCGAAAAGGCCAAUCGUGUAGACUUGAUGCUUUACUCGCACUGCUGGCUUUGUUACGGCAGAUACACGAAGAACGGAUACCUGUGCAGCGCUGGAGCGAGCUAUGGAGUAGCGAGGUGGUGAACACGGUGGUACUCUGUGCUAAGGGCGCGCGUGCCGAUCUGCGAGCGGCCGCGUUAAAUGUAAUGGCUGCGCUUGCGUGCCAUACGCAACUUCUACCACAGCUUUUGCAAGCGAUCCCGGUAGAGUCCUUGGCUCUAUACGCAGCUGAUAUCUUCUCCGAGGAUCACGAAGCCAACGUGGUCCGAACUGCUGCUGCGACCCUGCUUACAACACUUUCUGCACGGGUUUCUCCACAUACUGACAUUGUGGAAACAGGAAUUCUAAAUACAUUGAAAGAUACCCAGUUUUUGGAUAACUGCUUAAACAUAUUGGUGGACUUGUGUAAUGAAAAGGAGUACAAAAACGUUCUUGAGCCAAAUCUUCCAUUGUCAUUGCUUGAACGCCGUUCAGAGCUAGAAGUAAGAUCACAAAAGUGCGGCGACGUCCACGUGUCACCUUCUUUAAUCACGUUCCGUGGUCGACCUCCGCCUACUGCCGCGCUGGUUUCAGCAACUGCUGAAGUGCUGUACAAUGUCAGCUCAUUCGCCCGCUGCCCUAUACAAGAAUGGAAUGAUCGGGGACUCUAUAGGUUGUUGUUUAGAUGCACAUCCUGGUCAAACGGCACUACAUCCGAAAAUCAGCGUAUUCAAAGAGCAUCAUGCCGUGCUCUUUACGCCGCUACGGCUCAUAAGUGUGUACGCGAAACCCUCGCCACGACGACGGACUGUCUUCAUAACUUGCUGUUAACUAUUACUCCGUUUGAUGAAGAUACUUGCACGGCAGAGUCCUUGUCAACUCGAGUUCAAGCUCUUCUAUUCCUUGGGUCCCUACUUGCGGACCGUACGGCUGGGGACAAUACCUGGAGGUUGUUACGAGAGGCAUUUGGUGGAGGUUUCUUCCAUUCGUUGUUACAGUGUUUGGAUUGCGAUGAUAUUGAUAUUCAGUUAGCGUCACUAUACUGCCUUACCCAAGUGGCUCAAUCUGCUGCAAACAAAAAAUAUCCUGAUAGAACCAAAGAUACAUCGCGCGUCGUAUUUUGGGACAGUUUAAAAUUUCCUUAUCCGAGUAGAACUGCAAGACAAGGCGCUGGCGACAGUGGCAGAGACGAUUGCCAGCCAGAAUAUAUGGUUGAAGAAAUCUGUAAAGCGUUGAUACAAUUUUAUAUUAAGCUUUCAUCGGAGAAGAAGACUAUGUCUGGUCAAGACGAGCACUGGACUAGUGUAUGUUCAUGCCUUUCGUCCAUCCUAUCUAUAAGCCCGUCCGCUCGUAUGUAUGGGGUUCACCGACAGUUGCCUUGCGUCUUGCUUGCAACUUUACAAGCAGCCAGAGACCGGCUUUCGUUGCAUGGCUCCGCUGAAGGAUUAAGGAACGCUGCUCAGAAUCCAAUCCUCAAAACAGUGUACUGGGUUCUAACUACGAUGACCUGCCAAAUGGUGGAUUGUCCUACUGCAAAAGAGGCCUUCGCAGAAGACAAUAUCGCAAUCUCCCUCAAUCGUCUGUGGCCCUGGUGCAUGCUCACUGAUCAACUCCGAGCUGCGAUUGUGUAUCUCUUGUUUGUAUUCAGCAAUGAUUGCCCUAAAGCGUGGGCGGCAAUGUCAAACUGUGUCAGUGGACGUUGUCUCGUCAUUGAAAUAUGUACAUUAACUUCACGUGAAGCGGCGCUACAGUCGCGGCCACGCCCCGAUAUGCUGCUCCUGCUCUGCUUGAAGACUUUGCGGCAUGUUGUCAUGCACCAUCAGUGCAGGGCUAUUAUACUCAAAAGUGACGUGCUACAAUGCAUGUACAAACUGCGAGUGCGCGAGCGUACCGCGGGCGGCACGGGCGCGGCCGGCAUCGAAUGGGCCAAAUUGUGUGAAGCAGCAGCUCGUCACGCCGAUGGUGCGCAGGCGCUGCUCUCACUUCGUCCUUUACUUACUGCGCCACCAGUACGCGCGAAGCUACUGCCUGCACUUGCACAUGUGGCGAAGCAUCGACGCACAGCUGUUCUGCAGUCGUCGGAUAUACUGGACCUUCUCUCGGGAACAUUACUAGCUGGCGAUAUGGCAGAGAUAGUGUCAGCUGCUCGCGCCGUUUGGGCUUUAGCUGCUAACAAUCAUAAGGCGAAACUGCUACUGCGCAGCGCAGGCGUGGCAGCGGCUGUCCAGUCAGCGCUACAGCGCGUACAGAUGACGCAAAGAGACUCCGCAACAAAUCGCGCCAUGCAGAUCCUCAUGUACACUAAUAACGUAUUACAAGCAUCUUGACCACUCUUCAGUGACUAAGAAGACGAAGACUUGUUGUCUUUCAAUGUUGUACUAAAUUUUAAAAUCAAAUUAAGCAGACUUGGAUGCAAGAUCUAUGGAGUUAACAAAUACGACAUCACAUCAAUGAACAAAUCUUUAUACAAUGAGAUUUGUUAGAAAGUGCUAAACUGACAAUUUUCCACAAUUAUUGGAUUUUAUUAUUGAUUAAAAGCUCUUUUGAAGUCGAUUUAAUAUGAAU